UUUCAAAUUCUUUUCUCCAUGGCGGCCUCUUCCUCGCCUUGAAUUACUGAUAGUCGGAGUAGACUCAACACAGAUACCCACCCGAAACCAAACAAUGCAUUAUGCGACAAGGUCCAACUGCCAAAAGUCUGUCAACAGAUCAUUAGGCGUGCAGAACAAAAGGAUUCAGGCAUCCUGCCGGUCGAGGAUGGAGGGGUUACCAUGGACUGCAGAACGAGGUGGGAGAACCGCAGACGGGGAACUGCAGUCCCCGCUCCCAUCAGUGUGCGCGGCACUGCCGGUGGUUGUACCCGUAACCCGACUUGUUGGCAAACUUUUUCUCGGGCAUCGCUUUGGUGCGUGCCAAGGACGACGGAUCUGCUUAGCGCUGCGGAUGUUGCUCUCACCGCCCCAGGUAAAAGAAAAGAAUCGGCCGAGUUCAUCUCAUGGAAGGGAGAGGGAAAAAAAGGGAAUGAAACAUAAAAUCAAGAGAGAGAGAGAGAGGGAAUGGGUGAGACAGUACCUUAUGCGGCAGGUGUAUCUUCCCUUAUCUUUUCCCACAGAAUCUGAAAACGGAUCGCGCUCGGAUCAAGCGUGCUUGGCUUUAACCCAAACCGGAGGACUGCAUGGUUACUCUGAGGAUCAUCUUUAUGACAGCCGUAAAAAUAAAUUGGAUGCUGAAUAUGGCAGUACAGAUUGGUCGGGGCAAUUAUUUUGGCCUCCACUGGACUAGGGUUUUGCCGCUGUUGGGCUGCUGGGCAUUUUGAUCUAAACCCCUCCGUCGUUGAUCAUUACAUAUGCGGAAACCCCACGGACUGGAGAUAAUUUGAAAUACGUAGCUGCUCAAAUGGUGGAGACAAAAAUUCAAAAACUGACUGGUUGAGAUAAUCUAUAUAAAAGAAAAUAGAAAACUCAAACGGAGAACAGGGGAAAACAAUUAACGAAGAGCGUCUAUGAAAAUGAGAACAGGUCGAAU
Molecule: messenger RNA, 955 nt
Organism: Aspergillus pseudotamarii
Lineage: Eukaryota; Fungi; Ascomycota; Eurotiomycetes; Eurotiales; Aspergillaceae
Exons: 1
Coding region: 95-712 (205 amino acids)
Source: RefSeq, a predicted model, not a curated record